AUGGCAGGGCGCACCAACCAGGGCGAGCCAGCUCCUCUCGCCGCCCCUCUCCCUUUGUCGCCCUCCCUCGAAUGCCCGAGCACGCGGGCGAGGUUGCGGCGGCUCACUGCGCGCGUCCUAAGAUCGCCCGGCGCCCCGGCGACGUGGUGCUGGCCCCUCGGUCACAUGCCAGUUCUGGCCGCGGCAGCGAGCUGGGGGGGGCGCGGCAUUGCCUCCUAUGGACUGUUGGACUGCGGGCACACGGCUCGCCGGUCGACUCCAUGUGGUGCUCUGAGCAUGGCUUGCGCGCGCGCCUUCACGAGGGCGGCAUGCUCGCCGUAUCGCGGCUCCUCGCAGAAGAGCGCCCCGGCAUCUGGGGAGGGGGCUGCUAGUUGGCUACCUAGACUUACUAUCGAUGUCAAGAGGAUCUCCGACAACGGAGGCCGACGGGGCGUAACAAGUAUCACGGGCCUGCAAGUCGCCGACGGCAUUCUCAACUCCCACUACGAGCUGACCCUAGACCAAUGCCAGGCAGUGGUGGCGGUGCUCGGCUCGCGUGGCCUAGUGAAUGACAUGGACAUUUCCCCAUCUGUCUCCGCCGCCGCCUUGUCCCGUCGCCCUACGGCGAUGUUGCAUCCAUCAGCCAUCGCCACACCGGCCCUGCAGGUCCGGGCCGGUCAGGUCGGUCAGUCUGCAGCUCGAGUCGCUGUUACACUGGAGGCCCUCGACUCGGCCAUGGGAAGGAGGGGGAGAGCCAAGCCAGCCCUAGAAAUGGGCGGGCAGCUGCCUAAAAUUUGCGGCUCAACAGCCUCCCGCCCCUCGUUUGGUCUGGCGUCUGGUCCGGCGUCUGGAGGCCGGCCAGACAGCAGCGCGGGUCGUUGGUUUGGGGUAAACAUGAUAAACAAGCAAGACGUCAAGGCCCGCCUUCGUUUCCACCAACGCGCCGACAAUGGCACUCGAGCCCGUCAGACAACCCCCUUCCAUACGCACAAGAACAGACUGAGCGAGCUUCACAUUGUCAGCAGGCGCCUCGCCGUAGCCCAUGCUCCUGCCCGCCGCAGUAUGCAUCGAUACGACGGCGGAUUUGUCUCCGUUGUCGCCAAGUUUGUAAAACAAUAA
Gaeumannomyces tritici R3-111a-1 is the source of this 1098-nucleotide messenger RNA. RefSeq lists its product as hypothetical. The record is from RefSeq and is a predicted model, not a curated record. Lineage: Eukaryota; Fungi; Ascomycota; Sordariomycetes; Magnaporthales; Magnaporthaceae. The transcript is spliced from 6 exons. The coding region runs from base 1 to 1098 and encodes 365 amino acids.